AUGGCUGGCUGGAAAAAGCCACAAGAAAAGGACACAAGCAACCUAUACAACCUCAUGUCCUUACACAUAUCACCAUCUUCUUCAAUUUCAGCUGCCCCUGCAUUGUUACCAAAUCCACCUGCUCUGUCUCCUGAUAUAAGUCCUCUUUUUCCUUCACCAGGUGGCUCUGAGCUUGCUCCUACUGAUUCUUCAUUACCCUUAAUUCCUUCUACCCCUAGCCCUCCUAAUCCUGAUGCUAUGAUUGCUCCUGGACCUCUUUAUAUGCCGUUUUCGCCUACGCAGUCUCUACCGGUGUCCUCUGCUGUUGCUCUGUUUUCAUCUUUAUGUACAAUGGUGGUGUUGAGUUUGAUGUCCACCUGGUUUACGCAGCUCCUUCGUGUGUGA
Messenger RNA from Solanum lycopersicum (tomato), 384 nucleotides. Its product is annotated as classical arabinogalactan protein 26-like. Lineage: Eukaryota; Viridiplantae; Streptophyta; Magnoliopsida; Solanales; Solanaceae. The record is from RefSeq and is a predicted model, not a curated record.